Molecule: messenger RNA, 515 nt
Organism: Colletotrichum godetiae
Lineage: Eukaryota; Fungi; Ascomycota; Sordariomycetes; Glomerellales; Glomerellaceae
Exons: 2
Coding region: 130-339 (69 amino acids)
Source: RefSeq, a predicted model, not a curated record
AACUCGCGCUGGAUUCGCAACUCUCUUACCCAAUCAUUUCGACUUCCUUUUGCUCUGCUCCCUGAGUGCUUAUUACGGUCCCUGACGAAACACAUAAUUCAAUCAUUCACUUCGUCAACGCACAUCAAAAUGGAGUUCUUCGCCAACGCCGCUAUCUUGAUCUUGGGGCUGACUGCCUCUGCCUUUGCAUCUCCCCAAAAGAAGGGUGGUGGCGUCGCAGGUCAGGCCUGCACUGAUGGGACCUUCAAAGGAACUUGCUCCGCAAAUGGUCGCUGUGGAUUGGAAAUCCCACCCAAUGAGCUGUCCAGCCAGAUUGUCGCUGGUCAAUGUGGACGAUAAUUGGUGUUCCGCACUGUUCCAACUCCAUCGAAGAGACAAUCACAUAGGGGAAAUGAAUGUAUUCAAUACCAGAUGCACUGAUGGCUCUAAGCAGCACCUCUCAGCUUGUGACAGUAGUAAUGGUCUUUGUGUUGCUUGUGCUGGAUAUGAGUUGAGUGCAGUGGGGGGGUAUCUCU